AUGAUCCAAUGCAGAGCUAACGAGAUCGGGUCCGCAUGCUUCCUCAAUAAUCAGCCAUCAACGACGGUCACGAGCGAAAGGACCGAAUCCCCCUCCAAAGCCAUGGAAUUAUCUUCUCCAGCAGAGCAAAUACCCCACCGCGCCGCAGCUCCGACUCGUCCUGACACAUCACGAGUCGUUUCAGAAGUGGGUCAUCACCCUGCGUGAGGAUGCCCCGCGUCAAGCUGGGCCCUGGGCAGAAGCCAAACGAAACAAAAAAGAAGCGGCAGCGGCAGCGAGCUCGACUCCUCAAACUGGUGGCGAAGAUCACAGCUACGACCUCGAGCGUGAGCUUUCGCUGAUGGAUCGCUUGGUCGGGCACUCGGGUGCACCGGGCUACACCGGCGAGGUCGUCGUCAAGAGAGGCCUAGGACGUCCACGAAAGAAGAAGGGUGAUUUGGACAAUGCUACGCCCGUCCGAUCUCGCUCGACGAGUAGCCAGGUUCGCUCCGAGGAGGAUCAGCAAAGGUACGACAUGAUCAAGACGCUCGAAGCAGCGAUCGGUCGUGAGGCAACGGCCGCGGCCAUUGGUCGGGAUCGCACUUUCGGUGAAGAUACAUCGAUUCAGCAUAUCGGAUCGUCACGCCCACCAAAGCGAUCAAAAUUGCAGACGUCAUCGACAUCGAAGGCUCAUGCUUCCGAUAUGACGUCGAGUCGACCGCCGCGGUGGACACUCAUCUCGGCCGCCGGACAGAUGGCGCCGCGUGCCGCCUCUGCCCCUCUGCUGUCCGGUGGACGACCGACAAGAACGCAUGGCCCCUCAAUGCCUGCUCCCAUGUCGUAUCCGCAUGUUUCAUCCUCGACCGACCUUUCGCUUCCGAAUUUGCUCUACGAGCCUGCGUAUUCUACGCCACAACCUCCGCCGCUUCAACCUCCUCAUCUUAACCCCAAUCAUGCACCGCAAAACUUGUCUCGUCACCACCCCAACCGUCUGACCUUGGACGAACUCCUCGAAUCGCCCUAUACGGAUCCUCCGAUGAUACCUUUGACAAAACGAGUGUUUCAGGCUCAUCCUCUCGUGCGUGCACCUGAACGACCUCGAUCCUCAGCGGUACAAGGCAGGGUGCGCUUCGUCGACGACCAUGUGCCUUCUAGCGAUGCCAUCGGACCCGAUGAGGAUGACGAAGACGAGGAAUUUGAACAGCCGGAUGAGGAUGACGAGGAUGCUUUCGAGGAGGAUAGCUGCGAGGACGACGAGUCGGGGGAUGGAGACGCCGAAGGCCUCGAGGAGGAAUUCACUGACGGCGAGUCAGGUGAUGAUGACGAUGAUGAUGAAGAGGAAGGCGAGGAUGAGGAAGGUGGGGAUUGGUUGACGGGCUUCGUCAAGGGUCAGUUGAUGCAUUCGGGUCAAGGCGCCGGACAGGAAGAAGUGGACGAGUUGGAAGAAGAGGAGAUGCCGAACGAGGCGCAUCAAUCUGUGGCGGGCUCGGCGACUCCUAUCGCAGCUUGA
Molecule: messenger RNA, 1489 nt
Organism: Microbotryum saponariae
Lineage: Eukaryota; Fungi; Basidiomycota; Microbotryomycetes; Microbotryales; Microbotryaceae
Source: the annotation of a GenBank genome assembly